Molecule: messenger RNA, 2454 nt
Organism: Indicator indicator
Lineage: Eukaryota; Metazoa; Chordata; Aves; Piciformes; Indicatoridae
Gene: UHRF2
Product: ubiquitin like with PHD and ring finger domains 2
Exons: 16
Coding region: 1-2454 (817 amino acids)
Biological process (GO): protein ubiquitination; negative regulation of gene expression via chromosomal CpG island methylation
Molecular function (GO): metal ion binding; ubiquitin protein ligase activity; protein binding
Source: RefSeq, a predicted model, not a curated record
AUGUGGAUCCAAGUCCGCACCAUAGACGGCACUGAGACCCAGACCAUCGACGACCUGAGCCGCCUUACCAAGAUCGAGUGCCUACGGGAGAAGAUCCAGGAGACGUUCCGCGUGAGCCCCGGCCGCCAGCGCCUUUUUUACCGGGGCAAACAGCUAGAAGAUGGGCACACUUUAUUUGACUACAACGUUGGACUAAAUGACAUAGUUCAGCUUUUGAUACGUUCUGAAUCUGAAGCUCCUACCACUGCUUCUGUGACAGAUCAGGAUGGAGAAGAUAAUCACUGUGCUGUUUCCAACUGCAAGAACAAAGUCAAAAAAACAAAUAAUGGAUCACCCAGUCAGCCAUCUACAUCAUCUCGCUCAUUUCUCAUUGAUCCUGGCAUUGGAUUGUACAAGAUAAACGAAUUGGUGGAUGCCCGUGAUGUCAGCAUUGGAGCAUGGUUUGAAGCUCAUAUAGAAAAUGUUACCCGAGCAACAACAGGACAAAAGAAUGGUAAAGCUCAAGGAAAGAGUGGUAACACUUACAAAAGGACUAAUGGAAAUUUAAGUCAAGAUCGUUCCAGAGAAAACGCACGUAAUUUGGACAGUACACCUUCCACAUCUUACUCAGACUGUAUGGACACUGAUGAAGAAGCUAUUUAUCAUAUCAAGUAUGAUGAGUACCCAGAGAAUGGCAUUAUAGAAAUGGAGACCAGGAAUCUUCGACCACGAGCAAGAACCAUUCUGAAGUGGAGUGAACUAAAAGUGGGUGAUGUGGUGAUGGUUAACUACAACGUUGAGACACCAGAAGAAAGAGGAUUUUGGUUUGAUGCAGAAAUUACCUCUUUGAGAGAAAUCUCAAGGACUAACAAAGAGGUUCAUGCUAAAAUACUGCUGGGAGGCCCAGAAGACACAAUAAAUGAUUGUAAAAUCCUUUUUAUAGAGGAAAUGUACAAGAUCGAAAAGCCAGGAGCCUAUCCAUUGACAUUUGGAGAUGGAGAUUUCAAAAGAAAAAGUGGUCCUGAAUGCAAGCACUGUAGGGCUGAUCCAGAUAAGGAAUGCCGUUUUUGUUCGUGUUAUUUGUGUGGUGGAAAACAGGAUGCUCACAUGCAACUUCUGUGUGAUGAAUGUAAUAUGGCUUAUCAUAUAUACUGCCUGAACCCUCCCUUGAGCAAGAUACCAGAAGAUGAGGACUGGUAUUGUCCUUCCUGCAAAAAUGAUUCUAAUGAAGUUGUAAAGGCUGGAGAAAAGCUCAAACAGAGUAAAAAGAAAGCAAAGAUGCCAUCUGCCAGUACUGAAAGCCAGAGAGACUGGGGCAAGGGCAUGGCCUGUGUUGGUCGUACUAAGGAGUGCACUAUUGUUCCUUCAAAUCAUUAUGGACCUAUACCUGGUGUUCCUGUUGGUACAACCUGGAAAUUCAGAGUCCAGGUGAGCGAAGCAGGUGUUCACAGACCACAUGUGGGUGGAAUUCAUGGGCGCAGUAAUGAUGGAGCUUAUUCACUUGUACUAGCUGGAGGAUUUGAAGAUGAAGUGGAUCGAGGAGAUGAAUUCACCUACACUGGGAGUGGAGGUAGAGAUCUUUCUGGUAAUAAGAGGAUUGGAGAACAUUCAUUUGAUCAGACAUUGACACACAUGAAUAGGGCACUGGCCCUCAACUGUGAUGCCCCACUGGAUGACAAAAAUGGAGCAGAGUCUAAAAACUGGAGAGCUGGUAAGCCAGUCAGAGUGGUGCGCAGUUCAAAAGGACGGCGAAUCAGCAAAUAUGCUCCAGAGGAAGGCAACAGAUAUGAUGGCAUUUACAAGGUGGUGAAGUAUUGGCCAGAAAUUGGAAAAUGUGGAUUUUUAGUUUGGCGAUAUCUUCUGAGGAGAGAUGACAUUGAGCCUGCACCUUGGACUUCAGAAGGGAUGGAGCGUACAAAGAAACUGGGUCUGAGCGUACAGUAUCCAGAAGGUUAUUUGGAAGCCAUGGCUAGUAAGGAGAAGAAAGAUAAGGUUAAAAAGCAAACUGUGAGACAGGAGCCAACCAACCAGAGUAAUGGAAACCAGAAGAGGACAUUUGAUGAUGCAGGUAUAAAGGAACCUACGAGUACACCCAAAGCCAUGAGGAUGGGAGAUGGAGGGAAAGGAGAAGCUUUCCAGCUGACCCAAGAGCAGCAAUGGCUGAUAAGAGAAGACUGUAUGAACCAGAAACUGUGGGAUGAAGUACUUGCUUCUCUUAAGGAAGGACCAAAUUUUCUGAAAAAGCUGGAACAAUCCUUCAUGUGUGUCUGCUGCCAGGAGCUGGUUUACCAGCCGGUGACAACAGAGUGCCUGCACAACGUCUGUAAAAGUUGCUUACAGCGCUCCUUCAGAGCUGAAGUCUUCACCUGCCCUGCCUGCCGCUAUGACCUGGGAAAGGGCUACACCAUGGUUCCCAACAAGAUACUGCAGACACUACUGGACCAGUUCUUCCCUGGUUACAGUAAAGGACGAUGA